UGUGCCUCCAAGGGCUCCUGUGUCCUGUGGGCUGAGUGAGCACGGCCAGGCCUUCGCUCCACAGUAGACCCUUCUGUUGAUUUCCUCACAGAAAAAAAGGCUCAUAGCCAACAUCUAAAGCACACUGAACACCAGGAGCGGCUGCAUGGACCUGGACACGUGUCUGCCUGACCUGCCCCUGGGCUCUUGGUAGGACGCCCUGCAGCAAUGCAGACAGGGGCCUGCAGGGAGAGGCCACAUCCCCAGGAGCCAGGCUAUCAGGUGGGGCAAGAGGCCAGCUGUGCUCGCUUUGCAGUGCGGUCCCGUCCAAGCACGGCCCCUCAUUUCUGGAACCCGGCUGUAAACAGCAGGAGGGAGGGGCGGCGGCGCCUGCCAAGGGAGGCAGAGGCCCUGCGGGGAACUUACCAGAGGAAAACAAGUGCUUGCAUCCUGGGGCCCUCACACGCACGCGCAGGAGGCCAGGCGUGCUGCUGAUAAGAGCCUGCAGGUUUGCAGAGAAGCGCAGCAGCGCAGGUCCUCACCGGAGUUCUGGUGGCCACCUCUGUCCCGCCAUGCUGCUCACUAACAGUGUCCGGGGCCCACAGCACCAAGAGGCUCGGGCCACAAAGUAAAGGUGCAUCCUGUCUGGAGCUUGUGCUGGCCUGGCGAGUGGAGCCCAGAGCCCACCCCCAACUACCAACAUCCCCCAGAUUGCCGCCUGCCCGGCCCAGGAGGUUCUAGUCAAGAUGUAUUAGUGAGGGGCUGGACAAGGGUCGCAAGCCUCACCGACUGACAUGUGGGGCUGCGGCUGGUUCAACGGCACAGGGCUGGUGGAGGAGCUGCCUGCCUGCCAGGACCUGCAGCUGGGGCUGUCACUGCUGUCGCUGCUGGGCCUGGUGGUGGGCGUGCCAGUGGGCCUGUGCUACAACGCUCUGCUGGUGCUGGUCAACCUACACAGCAAGGCCAGCAUGACCAUGCCAGAUGUGUACUUUGUCAACAUGGCAGUGGCGGGCCUGGUGCUCAGCGCCCUGGCCCCUGUGCACCUGCUCGGCCCCCCGAGCUCCCAGUGGGCACUGUGGAGCGCGGGUGGCGAGGUCCACGUGGCACUGCAGAUCCCCUUCAACGUGUCCUCACUGGUGGCCAUGUACUCCACCGCCCUGCUGAGCCUCGACCACUACAUUGAGCGUGCACUGCCGCGGACCUACAUGGCCAGCGUGUACAACACGCGGCACGUGUGCGGCUUCGUGUGGGGCGGUGCGCUGCUGACCAGCUUUUCCUCGCUGCUUUUCUACAUCUGCAGCCACGUGUCCACCCGUGCGCUGGAGUGCGCCAAGAUGCAGAACGCAGAAGCCGCCAACGCCACGCUGGUGUUCAUCGGUUAUGUGGUGCCUGUACUGGCUGCCCUCUACGCACUGGUGCUACUCUCCCGCGUCCGCAGGGAGGACACACCCCUGGACCGGGAUACAGGCCGGCUGGAGCCCUCGGCACACAGGCUGCUGGUGGCCACCGUGUGCACGCAGUUUGGGCUCUGGACGCCACACUAUCUGGUCCUGCUGGGGCACACGGUCCUCGUCUUGCGAGGACAGCCCGUGGACGCACACUACCUGGGGCUGCUGCACUUUGCGAAGGAUUUGUCUAAACUCCUAGCCUUCUCCAGCAGCUUCGUGACACCGCUUCUCUACCGCUACAUGAACCAGAGCUUCCCUGGCAAGCUCCGGCGGCUGAUGAAGAAGCUGCCCUGUGGGGACCGGCACUGCUCCCCAGACCACAUGGGGGUGCAGCAGGUGCUGGCGUAGGCGGCCCAGCCUUCCCAGAGAGACGUGACUGUGGUGGACACAGAGCACUUAGUUACCCUGGAUGCCUCCGCGUCCUUCCAGAAGGAGACGAGCUGCUGGAAGAGAAGUAGGAGGGGUGUUUUUCUUGAAGUUUUCUUUUUCCCACAAAUGCCACUCUUGGGCCAAGGCCAUGGUCCCAGUGGCUGGAUCUGGCAUGAGCUUCCCCGAGGCCUGUGCAUCUCCCGAACACACAGCUCAAGGUCCACAUCCGCAAAAGCCUCCUUGCCUUCGGCUUCCUCAGCAUUCAGUUUGUCAAUGAAGUGAUGGACGCCUAGAGCCAGUAUAUAUACUUUGUGGUUAAAAUACUUGAUUCCCCCUCGUUUGUUUUAUAAAAACAGAUGUUUUCUAGAAAAAUGACAAGUAUUAAAAUGAAGGAAACCCUAUGAAAGAAUGGCAACAGCCGGGGUGGCUGGGCCCUGGCAGAGGGCGGCGGCUGCUGGCCGGGCCUGCUGGGUGUGCCGCAGUCACCAUAGGGUUCUGAGAACAUUUCACAGAAGUGCCUGAGACACGGAGACACAGCUGGUGUUAAACGGAGUUACUUAGAAGCAGUGACGCGCUCUCAGCCACCAAAUGUCCCUGACACCCUCCCCAGCCCCCAGAGAUAACAUCAGCUGCGGCUUUUUUCAGUAUGAACCUGUUCUAAAUCAACUCCUCAAAGUGUGCACAAAACUAAAGAAUAUAAAUAAACAAAAGAAAGG
Messenger RNA from Rhinopithecus roxellana (golden snub-nosed monkey), 2512 nucleotides. RefSeq names its product G protein-coupled receptor 146 (gene GPR146). Gene Ontology annotation, biological process: G protein-coupled receptor signaling pathway. Gene Ontology annotation, cellular component: membrane. Lineage: Eukaryota; Metazoa; Chordata; Mammalia; Primates; Cercopithecidae. Bases 774 to 1775 code for a protein of 333 amino acids. The transcript is spliced from 3 exons. Gene Ontology annotation, molecular function: G protein-coupled receptor activity. The record is from RefSeq and is a predicted model, not a curated record.